AUGGGUCAGUCGCGUGUCUCGGGCACUGAGAAAAGGGCGCUGGUCCGUAAGCACCAGGCUGGGCUUUUGCGCACCUCUGUCAGGAGAGAGUUUGGGGUGCGCGGCUUAGGCUUUGAAACAAUGGCGCGGGUCAAAGAGCGCCGGCUGGGCCUUUAUAACUCAGGGGAGCAUGAGGGAUGUGCACGGAUAUCUCAAGCUUUGUGGCUUAAGCUCACUGACCUGAUCACUUGCCACUUGGCCCUCAACCACAUAGUGAUGCUCCUCACUGUACUGCUGUUGUUGUCUCCACACCUGUUUGAGUCACUGGACUUUCAGAAUGACUUCAGGUGCAAGGCAUUUUUCUACCUCAACAGGGUCAUGAGGGGUCUCUCUAUCAGUACAACUUGCCUACUGAAUGUGCUCCAGGCUGUCACCAUCAGUCCCAGCACCUCCUGGUUGGCCAGGUUCAAACAGAAACUCACAAGUUACAGUAUCCACAUUUUGGUCUCCUCAUGGUCCCUCAGCUUGUGCUCCAAUACUUACCUGAUCAUCUAUGCUGUGGCUUCUUCCAGCGUGAACCAGACCCAACUACUGGUUCUCACUGAACACUGUUCACUUUCCCCCAUGAACUCCAUCAUCAGAGGAAUGUUUCUCACUCUGAUAUUUUCCAGUGAUGUCUUCUUCGUAGGAGUCAUGCUGCUCUCAAGUGCAUACAUGGUGAUUCUCUUGUGCAGGCAUCAGAGGCUAUGCCAGUACCUUCACAGCACCAGCCUUUCCUCAAGACUCUCCCCAGAGAGAAGGGCCAUCCAGACCCUCCUGCUGCUGGUGAGUCUCUUUGUGGUCAUGUACUGGAUGAACCUUGCCAUCUUGUCUUUCUCAGCCCUGUCAUGGAUCAACAACUUUGUCAUCCUGGGAGUCCAGAAGCUUUUGGUCAAUGUCUAUGCCACUUUCAGUCCUUUGGUGUUAAUCAGUUCUCAUAAAAAGAUCAGAAAUAUUCUGCAAUAUAUGCAAUGGAAAUGCCAUCAAUUUUUUAAUAGUUAA
Mustela lutreola (European mink) is the source of this 1020-nucleotide messenger RNA. Its product is annotated as vomeronasal type-1 receptor 90-like. The record is from RefSeq and is a predicted model, not a curated record. Gene Ontology annotation, cellular component: membrane. The transcript has 2 exons. The coding region runs from base 1 to 1020 and encodes 339 amino acids. Lineage: Eukaryota; Metazoa; Chordata; Mammalia; Carnivora; Mustelidae. Gene Ontology annotation, molecular function: pheromone receptor activity. Gene Ontology annotation, biological process: G protein-coupled receptor signaling pathway.